AUGUGGUUUAUCAAUCUCGUUUUGCUUGUGGUGAAACUGGCUGUAUGCGCAGACGGAUUUUCUACUUGUCAGUCCUAUGAUCUGGAUGAGCACAAAUCGAAGAGAAUCGAGGCAGUACGUGGACAGAUUCUGAGUAAACUACGCAUUCGAAGUCCACCCGACCCUACCUCGAGUCAUUCGCCGGAAUCCGUACCUUUUGAAGUGAUGCUACUAUACAACAGCACCCGGGAACUUCUAAAAGAACGUGCGCGCCAGGAUUCUGCUUGCGACAGAGCGGAAAGUAGCGAGGAGGAUUAUUACGCAAAAGAGGUGCAACGAGUGGAUAUGCUGCCUCAGCGCGCAGACACAAAUGUUAUCAACCCUAUUCCACCGAGUCCAUACUACAGAGUGGUGAGAUUUGACGUCAGCAACGUAGAUAAAAAUUCUAGCACACUGUUCAAAGCCGAGUUUCGGAUCUUCAGAGUACCGAAUCCGCAGGCUCGAACCACGGAACAGAGAAUCGAGAUAUAUCAGAUUUUAAAACCUGAUGAUGUAACGGCUCCCUCACAGAGGUACAUCGACUCCAGAAUAGUGCAGCCCCAAGCCAAAGGGGCGUGGCUGUCUGUUGAUGUGACAGAAACUGUGAAAGAAUGGAUGGCCCAUAGAGAGAAGAACUUAGGGCUGAAGCUCAGUGUUCACUGUCCCUGCUGUACUUUUGUUCCCUCUACGAACAAUAUUGUUCCUAACAAAAGCGAGGAGUUGGAGGCACGCUUUGCAGGGCUUGAUGAUGACUUAAUUAAGAAGAAUAAGAGACCAGGACAGACUAAAGGUCAGAUUGAGUUCAGCACUAAGACGCCCCACCUCAUUCUCACACUAUUGCCCACUGACCGUCUGGAAAACCCCGUGAAGAAACAUCGCAAGAAAAGAGCAGCAGCAGAUGCUACUACAUGCUCCCGAAACACAGAUCAGGGCUGUUGUUUGAGAUCUCUGUACAUUGAUUUCCGAAGGGACCUGAACUGGAAGUGGAUCCAUGAACCUAAAGGCUACAAAGCCAACUUCUGUGCAGGGAACUGCCCUUACCUGUGGAGUGCAGACAAUCACUACAACAUGAUCCUGCCGCUCUAUAACAAAAUGAACCCAGAGGCAUCUGCCUCACCCUGCUGUGUGCCACAGGAUCUGGAGCCUCUAACCAUUGUUUAUUUCCUGGGUCGGACUCCACGAGUGGAGCAACUGUCAAACAUGGUGGUCAAAUCCUGCAAGUGUCGCUGA
Messenger RNA from Chanos chanos (milkfish), 1248 nucleotides. It is a transcript of the gene tgfb5, whose product is annotated as transforming growth factor, beta 5. The transcript has 7 exons. Gene Ontology annotation, molecular function: growth factor activity; cytokine activity; transforming growth factor beta receptor binding. Bases 1 to 1248 code for a protein of 415 amino acids. Gene Ontology annotation, biological process: regulation of cell population proliferation; transforming growth factor beta receptor signaling pathway. Gene Ontology annotation, cellular component: extracellular region. The record is from RefSeq and is a predicted model, not a curated record. NCBI's taxonomy places the organism in Eukaryota, Metazoa, Chordata, Actinopteri, Gonorynchiformes, Chanidae.